GAAACGGAAGACAGUGUCGUGACUUCCGCUCUCUGUUCUGAAGCGGCCAUUUUGUGUGUUUUUCAAAGGGCAUCCGUUUUCAAAGGCCCGCCUUCACGUAAAGAUAAGAAUGGAAACUAAUGAUGUUAUAACAUUUCAUCAAUGUGUUGUAUGUGAUGACAUUUUUCAACAACUUGAUGCUUUAGAAAAACACAAUAAAAUACAUGUUAAAGAAGAGAAAACUGAUGAUGUUGAUGGAUAUUGUCAUGUUAAAGAAGAGAAAACUGAUGAUGUAGAUGAAUAUUGUCAUGUUAAAGAAGAGAAAACUGACGAUGACAAUGUUGAAAACGGUUUAGAAGCAGAUGAGUUGGUUUCAUUUAACGAAAGCCAGUCAUUUAAGAAACACAUGAGAACUCAUAUAGGGGGAAAACCUUAUAAAUGUGAUGUUUGUAGUAAAUCAUUUUCAAAGAGUAGUAAUCUAGUGACACAUAUGAGAAUUCAUACAAGUGGAAAACCUUAUAAAUGUAAUUUUUGUGGUAAAUCAUUUAGUGUGAAUUGUACUUUAAAACUACACUUGAGGAUUCAUACAGGGGAAAAAACUCAAAAAUGUGAUGUUUGUAGUAAAUCAUUCAUUAGUAGUAGUCACAUCAAGAGACACAUGAGAAUUCAUACUGGUGAAACACCUUAUAAAUGUGAUGUUUGUGAUAAAUCUUUUACUAUUUAUGGUAACUUACAGAGGCAUAUGAGAACUCAUAUGGGGGGAAAACCUUUUGAGUGUGGUUUUUGUGGUAAAUCGUUCAGUGUGAAUGGUAAUUUACAGAGACACAGGAGAACUCAUACAGGUGAAAAACAUUAUAAAUGUGAUGUUUGUAGUAAAUCAUUUGGCGAAAAUCAUUUACUUGCACACAUUACCACCCAUAGUGGAGGAAAACCUUAUAAAUGUGAUGUUUGUGGUAAAUCAUUUCUUAAUGAUGGUGGCCUACAAAACCACAAAAGAAUUCAUACUGAAGAAACACCUUAUAAAUGUGAUGUUUGUGGUAAAUCAUUUAGUCAAAUUGGUCAUUUACAGGUUCACGUUAGAACUCAUUCUGGUGACAAGCCAUAUAAAUGUGAUGUUUGUAGUAAAUCAUUCACCAGGAAUGGUUGUUUGCAAAGACACAUGAGAAUUCAUACAUGUGUAAAACCAUAUAAAUGUGAUGUUUGUAGUAAAUCAUUUGGUCGGGCUCAUCAUUUACAAGAUCACAUAAAAACUCAUACUCAGGCCUGGAAAUAUCAAUGUAAUGCUUGUGGUAAACCGUUUAGUGUGAAUUGUAAUUUAAAGAGACACAUGAGAAUUCAUACAGGGGAAAUAUCUUAUAAAUGUUAUGUUUGUAAUAAAUCAUUUGGUCAAACUCAUCAUUUACAGGUACACAUAAGAACUCAUACUUAGGCCUGGAAAUAACGGUUUUAGAUGUACAUGUACCUGAUAAAAUGUCAGUCACUAAUAAAAGAUCACCUGACAUUUUCAACUUAAUAUUAAUAAUAUCAAUAAAAAAAAGACAAAUCAGUGCCGGACAAAAUGACAGGCACCAGAGGUUUAGUGACGGACAAAACCUGAAUCUGUGCCUGACAUUGUCUAUAACAGGUGCCUUAUUUGCAGGCUUGCUCAUACUGGAUAGAAAACCCUAUAAAUGAUGUGAUAUUUUUUAGUAAAUAAUUUUAUAAAAAUAAUUGUCUACAUGGUAAUCUGUACUGGAGAAAAUUUUUAUAAAAGUGAUGUUUGUAAUAAAUCAUCUUGUCACAAUCUGGAAUACAUAAAUACGUCACAAUACAUGUACACUGUGAUGUUUGUGAUAAAUCAUCUCAUCAAAAUCUGGAAUACAUAAAAACUUACACUUGUGAAAAACCUUAUUAAUGUGUUUUUUGGGGGCUUGUGUUAGAGAUUGAAUUAUUUCUUAAUACAAAAUUUAUGGAAAUACCUUGUUGAAUAUUGUUGGUCUACCCCAUUGAAAUGAAAUGGGGUUUAACGUCCUACUGUUCCUAUAAUAAACUGCAAGUUGAUUUAAUCAUUUAAAACAUCCAAAGAGAGAGAGAGAAAUGGGGUUUAACGUCCACUCGACACAAACUAGGUCAUUUUGGGACUAACACAUGGUUCAAUUUUAUUUCAAUAAUUUGCUUGUGCGUAGGGGUCUUUUAGCGGUGGGAGGAAACCGGAGGACCCGGAGAAAAACCACGAGGUUGGACAGGCGACCCUACUCCUUGUCACGUAGAACCGGGGAAUCAAAACCAGCCUUGUAUCUUUGUUGUAUUAUUUUCAAUCAAACAGCUUCACAUAAAGAUACAUUGCUAUAAGUUAUGGUGAGUAUAUUUGGAUAUAAAUUUUAUAAAAGCAAUAUUCGGAACAGUCUCUUGUCUUUCCAGCAAUAUAAAUACAAAUAACGCUCUAACCCUAUCACUGGUCUACACCUACUGUCUGUUCCAGGUAACACUCUAACCCUGUCACUGGUCUACACCUAGGUUGGAGUCCUUGUCUUUAAAUCACAAAAUACGAAGUGGAAAUAGUCUUGGAUUAUUUAAUCUGUAAUCAACGGUACAAAGCCAGAGGGGUCAAAACCAAAAGUACGACACAGAUGUCAGUAGCGCGUGUGUCCUCCACGGGCUCUUACGCACGCUGUGCAGCGACGUCGCAUGGAAUUUACCAAUGUUUGAAAGAAGGCCUGGGGCAUAUUGUUCCAUUCUUGGACAAGAGCAGCUUCUAAAGCAGCAAUGGUGUGCAUCUGUGGUCUCCGAUACAGACGGCGUCCAAUCUCAUCCCAGACAUGUUCUAUCGGUGCCAUGUCCGGAGACAUGGCUGGCCAGUCCAAGACAUUGAUGUUGUUAGCAGCCAGGUAGUCCAUACUAAAACGGGCAGUAUGCGGACGUGCAUUAUCCUGUUGGAAGUGCUGAAGUUGUGGGUGCGCUUGAAACAUCGGAACAACAAUUGGUUGCAAGACAUCAUCACGGUAGGCUACAGCAUUAACGCGACCCCUGCAAAUGUGUAGGGCGGUCCGGUGAUGAAAUGUGAAGCCUCCCCACACCAUUACACUUCCCCCACCCCAUCGAUUCGUUUCGAAGACGCAGCAGUCUGCAAAACAUUCCCCAAGACGUCUCCACAGCGUGAUAAAGAUGAAAGCGACUCUCAUCACUGAAGAGCACACUUUGCCAGUCUACUCUUCUCCAUGUCUGGUGUCCUUGGGCCCAUCACUGACGGUGAUGAUCCCUGAGGAUAGCUCCAACAUAAGGUUGUUGUGCACGGAGUCCUACUUCUCUUAGACGACGUCUUACGGUGUUGGCACUUACUGGUCCUUGUCUUCCCACGACAGCUGCACCUGUUCGUGGCACUGGGCGGAAUCUGACACGCAGAUGAGUGACCCGGAUGUAGCGGUCUUGAGUCUGGGUUGUAACGCAUUGUGGACCAGGACGUUGACGGUCACGUGUUGAUCCAGUAACUCGAACACGUUCCACCAACCUUACAAUAGUGGACUGAUGACAAUUGAAGUGUCUGGCAAUAGCACGUGUAGACAUGCCAGCCCUGGACAUUCCCCUAAGCUGGGAGAUUUUCUAUUAAAUAAUCAACCAGAGUGGAUUAAUCUGUGAGGAUUUUCAUAUUCUCCGACAAAUUACAAAACUAGCAUCGUUACAUUAAUUGUGAAUAAUUCGUUUUGGGUAAAUCCAAAUCCCUUUUCAAUAUACAACCAUCAUUCAGUACUUCCGGAAAGGAAGGGAAAACUUCUAACAAAGGAACGAUAGACUAUUGUUUAAUCCGACGUUCUCUAGACUCGCAAGUUCAGAACCAAAUCAGACAAUUUUUAUCUUGUUUUUUUUUCUUUUUUUCAAGUCUAAUGUUUGAAUCAAAUUUGUUGCUAACAAUAGCCUUAUAAUGGAAAUUAAUGUUGUACUUGUGAGGGAACUCGAAGAAGUGAAAUCUGUUUUAGAACAUGGUAAAAAAUGGGAGACAAGUUUCAAGAAGAACAGGGAAGGAAAACCAUAUCAAUGUGAUGUUUGUAAUAAAUCAUUUAUUACGAAUAGUCAUCUGAAGAGACACAUGAGAAUUCAUACAGACAAAAAACCUUAUAAAUGUGAUGUUUGUAGUAAAUCAUUUACUGAACGAGGUAGUCUAAGGAAACACAUGAGAAUUCAUACGGGUGAAAAACCCUAUAAAUGUGAUGUUUG
Messenger RNA from Patella vulgata (common limpet), 4170 nucleotides. RefSeq names its product zinc finger protein OZF-like. The record is from RefSeq and is a predicted model, not a curated record. Gene Ontology annotation, molecular function: DNA-binding transcription factor activity, RNA polymerase II-specific; RNA polymerase II cis-regulatory region sequence-specific DNA binding. Gene Ontology annotation, biological process: regulation of transcription by RNA polymerase II. Lineage: Eukaryota; Metazoa; Mollusca; Gastropoda; Patellidae. The coding region runs from base 110 to 1408 and encodes 432 amino acids. The transcript is spliced from 3 exons.